Dermacentor silvarum is the source of this 2157-nucleotide messenger RNA. RefSeq lists its product as uncharacterized. The transcript is spliced from 9 exons. The coding region runs from base 1 to 2157 and encodes 718 amino acids. The record is from RefSeq and is a predicted model, not a curated record. Lineage: Eukaryota; Metazoa; Arthropoda; Arachnida; Ixodida; Ixodidae.
AUGGGCACCGUGCCUGGUCCGAUGAAUGCUGCGUGCGCGGCAGCAUCGGGCUCUAGUGAGCACAGCCUGAUGAGCGACAUGUCGGACAGGAGACCUUCGUCACGUGUGUACCACCGCCAGGCCCCAGGCGUAGAGAUGGUAACGCUGGUGAACCCACGCAAUGGGACUCGACAAGAGGUUCCCGUUCGGUGCACGCAAACGCCCACACGGCCCUGUGACAUGCUUGCUUGCCUGCACAUCCUGAAUGACUUUCUGGUAUCCAUUGGAGCGGAGGUUAAGGAAGUCGCUUUCCGGAAGAUCGCCAUCACUGAUCGGCAAAUACUUCUCCGCCGAGGAAACUUCAAUUCAGAAUACGUUCGUGACGCGGUCCUCACCUUGUACUGUCUACUGUCUAAGCACCGCUGCGUCGACGCCAUGGACAUGAAGGUUCUCCGGAAUUUGCCGCAAUCCACCACAUUUCAAUCGACUUUCUGGAGAUUCCUGGGGUGCCACUCCUGGGUGACUUGCCUCGAGCUGGUGAGAUGCGUCCCAAUGAGAGAUUGCACUCCAAGCAUCAUCACUGCCAUAAGUGACCUGCUGGUGAAACAGCUGAUUCAGCUGACGCUGCGCGAAAUUUACUUGGAUGCCGUGACAGAGUCUCUGCUGGAUGUCCUGAAAAAAGCCUUUCGCAAUACUCGUACUCUCAGGACGCUCAGCAUCUCCCACGUCGGUUACUGUACCAAAUCACAGGGCGUAACGGAGGCAGAUGUGCUCAUUGACCAAGCCAUUGUUCAAAGCAUUGCCAACAACCCAGUGGUGACCAACCUUACCUUUGCCUUCUGCUAUCCCCGGGACGCCUGCCAGGCGAGCAUAAGACGGCUGCUCGAAAAUUCCACUACCCUAACCAAUCUCACAAUUAGCCACUGGGCGCUCCACGAUAGAGCAUUCAGUGUAAAGGAUAUCAUAGGCGCACUUGCAGCUAACCGUACCAUAACCAGCCUUACCCUGCGAGACCUUAAUUCGAACCCACUGGAAAAAGAGAAGCUAGUCGAGCUCCUGAACUCCAACAGAACACUACAGUAUGUGGCCUUCUUGACACGCAGGACGAGCUUGGAGGGAGCUUCCACUUCCCAGGUGCCGCGGCCACAUGUAGACGCCCUUGUCAAGGCCCUGAAGAAGACAAAGUCCCUAGAACGACUGGUCCUGAACUGGAGCUUCUCGCUGCAAGAGAUUCGUCAUCUCGCACAGGCGGUUCAUGGUAAGGAGCUGCGACUGCACUUGCUGAAGAUCUCCUUGGACAAACCAGAAUCUUUUCUCGGAAUCCUCGACGGUGUCCCCGGAAGCCGCAAUGUCGUAUUCGGAGAGUGCGGUUUGCCUGAAGGACCGUUCCUUCCCAUGAUUCCAACAAGGCAAGUCCCGGCCAAGCAACCGCUGUGCUCGAGCACUAUCUGCACCAUUUCGCUUACCAACUUGUGUCGGGUGCUGGCCGGUGACGGUGGAGACUGCAUCAGAUGGCUGGAGCUACGGGCUUGUGAGAACUUUUUUCCUGAAGACAGACACUACCUGGCUACGUACCUGGCCUCUACGCGCAGGCUACGGAUGCUCCACGUGGAAAUCAAGAACGAUCCAGAAUUAGGGACCGCUGUGUUCCACGGCCUAGCGCAGAACAGCAGCAUUGAGCAUCUCUACAUAUAUGUUGGCUGCAACAUCGACGAAAAGAGUGUUGAAUUGUUCAGCGGCUGGCUCUCUACCAAUCGACGGCUGCACUCGCUGGAGGUGUCGUAUUCCUACCGCGGCAGAGAACGUUUCGCUCAAGCACUGGCCGAGUCAAUGCAUCGCAACUUUACACUGACGUUCAUAGCUCUGUAUGCGGCUGACGGACCGUACUAUGAACACCUCUGUAACCUGACCUGGCGCAACCAAGGACUUCUGCACUGUGCAGCCGGAUUUGUUCUAGGCUGCACUCAGAUGCGUGCAGCGAAAGCCUAUGGUCUGCUUGCACGGCACCCGCUGCUUCUAGAGACAGUCCAAAAAAGCCGUACCCUCAGCAAGCGUGAGCUAAGGGCGAAGUUUUGCACCGCCGAGAAUUUCCGGCGCAGGGAGGCGCUGAUGUGCAGCAGGUAUCUUGUUAGCAACCACCUGCCACACCAAAUGAUGAAUGCGCGCUACGGCCACUAG